GGACAUGACGUCAUUUCCGGUCCUGCUAUUAAGUCAAGACGGAACAGUGAGAAGAGGGAUCUAAUCAGUGGAAAUAUGUUUUAGGGAAAUGUAGUCGACCGAAAUUAAGGCCCGUAUUCAAUGUGGUUUUAACCCGUUUCCACCGGAUUUUUCUUUCCAGCACCAUCUUUGGAACAUGUCACGCACAUACAGUAAUGCCAUUCUGCUGCUUCUAUAUAUACAAGUUCAUGCGUCUAGAUUUGCAGUGAUCUGAUUAAUUUCAUUUGUGGUGCAUGCAUGCGGUUACAUGGACAACAUACAGGUAUAAAGGUAUUGUUUUUCAAGAGUUCUUACUAUGGAGCCAGAUAUUAUUCCAAUGUACUCAUCUUCACCCCCACCGUUAGACGAUGGCGCCGAAGACGAGGAUGACGAAUUUGGUGAUUUUGGUGGAUUUUCUGAAGUUAGCACAUCCAGUGCAGUAUUUGGAGACCUCGCUUCAUCUGGAUUUACAAAUUCUACAGAGGAUUUUAUUCCAUCAAAGUCUUUCCUAGCUAUUCAUGACUACUCUAGCAAUGUGCACAGCUUUGCGAGCUUCAGUACUGUUAAAGCUGGUGAAUGUUCUGACUUUUCAGUGCCAGUAUGUGAAAACACAAAUAGCUUUGUAGCUUCGACCAGCACUGAAAUGACAAAAUCUUCCAAGUCUGUCCCUGAAUGCACAACAAAUAAAGAGGACAAACAAAAGGUGGUAGAAGAGAGUGAAAUAAUCACAUCUAAUUGUUUGACUACUAAUAUCAUCAGUCAAACUGAUGUAACUGCUUUAACCCGGGGACAGGAUGUCGGGCUUUGUAGAAGUGAUGAACUUGCUUAUACAGAAGUUGUAACUAAUGGUUUUGCAACAUUUGACUCCAGAGACUCUCAGGGAACUGAAGAUUUGGACAGCACUAGUGAUUCCAAAGCACUGAAGACUGUUAGCACCCUUAGCACAGGGCUAAGUUUAGGCUCUACUCCUAGUCCUGUGGAAGACUUGUCAUCAGAUUUUUCAUCUUUUCAGACAGCAGAGGAGUUAGCUGAUCGCUUUGCAUCAGAUGAACUGGGACAUAAAUUAUGCAAAGGUUUAGAUGAAGGAGCUACAAAAUUACUUGAUAAUAUAACAAACGGUUGUAAUGAUGCAAGCUUUGUAGGGCAUAUAAUCACCAGUACUAGUGAUAAUAAUGAAGGAGUUGUAGAUAAUGCAUUUAAGCAGUGCUGCUCUUUAGAGCAUACAAAAGUAUUAGAUGACUAUAGUGUUAAACAGGAAAAUACAAGAUCAGUUAUCGAUUUUGAAACUUGUAAUUCAGAAUCAGUCCCUUCUGUUUCUUUAGAUUCAUUACCACACACUGCUGCUGAUACAGAGACCAGAGGAGAAGAAUGUGGGCACAAGUGUAGGACACUGCACAUGGAUAUGGUAGAAGUUUCUUCUACUGUGAUGUCUACAAGUCAGGAGGAAGAAAAAAAUAUUGAUAGUGAUGAAAAGGUUGAUGAGUUUUGUGAUUCUGAAAAUGCAGGUAAUGUGUCAUCUUCCAGUGUUUUAGAAGAGAACUGUAAUGUUGGUACUUUGAAUGUCCCACAUUCUUUUCCUGAUGAGGUUCAGGUGCAGGUAAUGUCUGUAGACCCAGCAAAUAUGUCUCCUCGGUUACAUGGACUACCGGAUGAUUAUGGUGACUUUGAGCAUGUGACUACUGUUGGUGAUGAAGAGUUUGCAGAUUUUAAUCAAAGUACCAGUGAGCAGUUGAUUGUAGACAGAACUGAAUCUGUAUUUUCAAAGGUUGGAAUAGUGCCUACAGAGCAGUCUGACAAAUCUGAUGGCGAGUUUGGAGAUUUUAAUUCUGUUCCUGUUGACAAACCUCUUGAUGAUUUUGCUGCUUUUCAGGAAGGAGCAACAUUUGCUGCUUUUAGUUCUGCUGCAGAAGACCACACUACUGAUUGGAAUGCUUUUGGAAAUGAGGAAGGUGAUGACUCAUCUUGGGUGGCUUUUGGUGAUGAGCAUACUGCUGCUGCUCCUGAGGAAGAUGUGGCUUGGCAGCCAACUAGGACCAAAGCUGCUUCUGUUAGUGAUAGCAGCCAGGUCAGCAGGGCAGAGACAGCUGCACUUACACCACAUCAAGAUCCAUCAAGUCUUCAGUGUGACCAGAAGCCACAACCAGCAGCACAGGUGUCAUUACUAAGCCGUAUAGAGCGUGUACUCCAGCUCUGCUUUCCCCUUAUUCCUUACCGGGAGUCUGAAGAAGAGAUUACUUCAUUGAAGCAGCUGUUGCACUUGGGGGAGAAAACAAAGGAGGAGGAGAAUUUACGAAAUAAUGGGGUGGUUUUGGAUUUGUGGAUGGAGCUGCAGGAUAUCCAUGAAGCCUAUGGCUUGAGAUACCAAUGGGGUGGUUCCAGCAGUAACAAGAAGCUAUUGUGUUCUCUGGGAAUUGACACAAGGAAUAUUUUAUUUACAGGCAAUAAGAAGCAGCCUGUUAUUGUACCCAUGUAUGCAGCAGGACUGGGAAUGCUGGAGCCCACGAAGGAACCAAUGAAGCCAAUCUCUGCUGCUGAAAAGAUAGCUUCACUAGGACAAGUGCUACCUGCAUCACCAGAGAUGAAUAAUUGCACUGCAGAGCAAAUCCAGGAAUCUCUACCGCCUGUCCAGUUCGACUGGAGUAGCAGUGGCCUUACUAACCCUCUUGAUGCUAGUGGAGGUUCCACUCUUCUGAACCUCGAUUUCUUUGGGCCCGUGGAAGACAGUAGUAAUAGCACCGCUACCACAAUCCCAGCAGGGGUGGACCCAGAGCUGUAUGAACUGACCACAGCUAAACUAGAAACUGCCAGCACAACAAAUCGUGUAACAGAUGCAUUUGCACGGCUCAUGUCCACCGUGGAGAAGGCAAGCACAUCAGCCAGGAAGUUGAAGAAGGAAGAGAAUCUCGGUGAAGAAGCUGCUAAGGUGAUUGCCAGCCUACCUGACUUGUCUUUCAUGCAUGCAAAGGUUUUGAUGUUCCCAGCUACACUAACACCUUCCGCAAGUUGUCACAAAUCAGACUAAAAGAAUUUACACCAAUUGUAGAGAUUUUUUAUUGGUUUUAUUGAAAAAUAAAAUAAAAUACAAAAAAAAACAGUUUCCAUGAAUUAAAAUCAUUUUGUUCAGAUGAUUUGUUGGUAAGCAGCUCUUGAAAGGUAUACAUGAAAAACUAAAAUAAAAUUGUAUAUUUAUUUAUAUACCGACAUUCUAAAUGUAUGUUUAUAUUAGAAGAAUCAAUCUGUAAAUAAUUUGGGUGAACAUUUUUGAAGAUUUUUUUUUCUUUUCUUGCUGUGCUGGGAAGUUAAAUAUUUCUGUGUUUGAGCUACACUGGUGGCAUCCUUAAGACUUUAAAAUGAAAGAUUAAGCCUCACUGCCUGUAAAAUCCCUCUGUUACCUGUCAAGGACAAUGCCUUGUUUAUUUUGUUUCCUAUAGAGUUAAUAUAAUUCUUUUUCGUGGUUUUUAAGCCACGUAAAUCAUUGUCUUGUUUCUUUGUUGUUUCUGUGCAUUUUUGUCUGUAUUUUUAAACAUAUUAAGUUGGACAAUGUGUGCCUCAAUCUGCUUCGGUUUUUGGUCAGUCUACCUGUAUUAUUAUGGUAGAGUUAUUGAAGGUACAUCUGUAUUGAUACCCGUUUAAUUCCAAUGAUUUAAACCACUACUGUAUACAAUUUAAGAAAAGCACUGGUCAUGUGUUUCUUACUAAUCAGAAUUGAGUUGGUAAUGAGGGACCAAGUACAAUGUCAUGUGGCUAAAUUAAUAUGUUUUAGUUUUUGUUUUCUCUGCCAUUGUUAUGUGUUAAAAAUAUUUUGCACAGCAUAAAGUGAAGGUGACUAUAUUCAUAGUUUACUGCAAGAUAGGAUGUAUGUACAGUAAAAAAAAAACAUGGGUUGUAAAUGCUUGUGGAAAUUCCUAUGGAAAAGAAUGAUAUUUUAAAGAAUCUGUAAAAAGAAAAGUUGAAAUGCAUGUCCAGGUUCCAUCUGAGAAUUAGUGUAUAAAUUUACUUUUAGUGUACACAGAAAUAAAAGAGAUAAUUUAAGAGAAAAUUUUA
This is a messenger RNA of Protopterus annectens (West African lungfish), 4062 nucleotides long. It is a transcript of the gene AFTPH, whose product is annotated as aftiphilin. The transcript has 11 exons. The record is from RefSeq and is a predicted model, not a curated record. Bases 335 to 3040 code for a protein of 901 amino acids. Gene Ontology annotation, biological process: intracellular transport. NCBI's taxonomy places the organism in Eukaryota, Metazoa, Chordata, Ceratodontiformes, Protopteridae. Gene Ontology annotation, molecular function: clathrin binding. Gene Ontology annotation, cellular component: trans-Golgi network membrane; AP-1 adaptor complex.